CCUAUAAAUAUGAACAGAUCACACAUUAUCUAGAGACUUCAGAGAGACGCUACUGUCAAGUACUUUAUCACAAUACACUGAUUCGCCAAAAAUGUCCAUGAUUCAGCUCGCUUGUAUAGCCAUACUGCUGGUCACAUUCUGUUCUCACACUUUGUCUGUACCUGCUAUAAAUCCUAACCCAUCCUACUGCUGCUUCGCAUAUGCUAGCAAUCAUAUCCCAAGGAACCGUGUAACUGGUUAUUUUCAAACAAGCUCCAAAUGUUCCCUGAAAGCAGUCAUACUUGUUACACGGAGGGGUAAACAGAUUUGUGUUGAUCCGCAACAAACCUGGGUUCAGACCUACAUAAAUGACUUGACGCAAACUAAUAUUCAAGGAUAAAAAGAAUGGAAGAGCAAAACAAUUCAUUUUAAAUACUGCACCUGAAAACAGUUCUCAGACUCUAUUUUUCCUCAAUUAUUAUAAUAAAAUACUAAUAUCAUCAUUAGAUGUAUCUUUACACUUUUAAUUGUUGUUUAAAUGUUGUCGGUUUUCAACUGUUUCCAACUAUAGCAGCUUAGACAACACACUACAUUUGUCACUUUAGUUGUCAAUUUCAUUUUCUUAGUAAAGGUUCUUGUACGUUAACUGUCAAUAAAAUGUAAGAAGAAUCACAAUGGCUAUUCUGAUAAGCUUGUAACCUGAAAGUAAAAGCUAGGUAGCAAAUGCAAACAGUGUGUGUGUGUGUGUGUGUGUGUGUGUGUGUGUGUGUGUGUGUGUGUGUGUGUGUGUGUGUGUGUUUCAUAAUUUAGUAGUAAUUAGGAAAUGAAUACCAUUAUCGAACCCACUUUAACCGUGUAGUCAUGCACAAGGAAUGCCCGCACUGGAACAGUUAAGUUAUAUCCUCCCAAACAUAAACUAUCCUUUUUUAAUAUGGCAUUUCAGGAUAAGCUAGAGCAUUCCACAAACAUUCUCUGGGAAUAUUACCAUUUUGCUGUUAGAAUUUUCAACAGGAGUAACAUACAGAUAUGGCUGAUCAAUGAGGUAGCCAGCCACCAGACUCCUGCACAAGAUCAAUGUCAUCUGUUCAUAUAUGAAGAGCAUAGGACCCCAAAUAGUUCAUGUGAGCCACAACUAUGUGCAGCACUUUAUCUUGCCUAAAACAUUAUGCCAGACAUGGGCAUUAGGAAGGCAUGGCUCCCUGUAUAGAUUGCUGCAUCCUGUAUGAAAUAGCUGUGGUGUGUAAAAUGGAUUGGGUCAAGCUAGGCUGUGGAUCAUGAUUCAAGCAUGAGUGUAUUCCUUGGAUAUGUAGUGCAGAAUUCCCAUGUGUUAUAGUGACUGCGGACAAGGCAGGUAUGAAGAAAGUAACACCUGAGACUUUUAUUAAGGUUAACAUGAUACUUUUAUGGUAUACCGAUGCCUUUCAAAAAUCUUUCUGUUCCAAAGUCCCAUCCUUCAAAACACAUGAUCAUGCAUGUGGGCACACAAGAGCAAACACAGACACACAUAUGUACAAAAAUCUACAAAUGUGCAAACAAAUAUGUAACGUCAUGUCCACAUACGGAUUCACUUCAGAAUCUCGAAAUUCCGAAACAUCAAAUGUCAUAUAAUCAAGACCAUAUUAAUGUCAUAUAAUCAAGACCAUAUUUUCAAUGUUUUGGAAUACAAAUCCAAAAAAAAAAAAACAAUUUAAAUGUUUCUGCAGGGGGCAAGCCCCCCUACA
Molecule: messenger RNA, 1700 nt
Organism: Protopterus annectens (West African lungfish)
Lineage: Eukaryota; Metazoa; Chordata; Ceratodontiformes; Protopteridae
Product: C-C motif chemokine 4-like
Exons: 3
Coding region: 92-379 (95 amino acids)
Biological process (GO): cellular response to type II interferon; positive regulation of GTPase activity; monocyte chemotaxis
Cellular component (GO): extracellular region
Molecular function (GO): CCR chemokine receptor binding; chemokine activity
Source: RefSeq, a predicted model, not a curated record